Messenger RNA from Mugil cephalus (flathead mullet), 7855 nucleotides. RefSeq names its product transient receptor potential cation channel, subfamily C, member 5a (gene trpc5a). The record is from RefSeq and is a predicted model, not a curated record. The coding region runs from base 603 to 3869 and encodes 1088 amino acids. Gene Ontology annotation, biological process: regulation of cytosolic calcium ion concentration; calcium ion transmembrane transport; manganese ion transport. Lineage: Eukaryota; Metazoa; Chordata; Actinopteri; Mugiliformes; Mugilidae. Gene Ontology annotation, molecular function: protein binding; store-operated calcium channel activity; inositol 1,4,5 trisphosphate binding. The transcript is spliced from 18 exons. Gene Ontology annotation, cellular component: cation channel complex; membrane.
GGUGCAAACGUCAGUAUGCUAUCAAGAUACAGCUCAAAGGACAAGAUACUCAUGUGUCUUCUAAAUGAAGUACAUUUAUUGUGUUGCCUAAAACAUCAAAUCACCCAUGUUUGUUAGGCAUGUUUGAGAGAACGAAUCCUGGAACAGGAGCUCAGACACCUGUAGAUAUAGAUUACCGAUCACACCAACCCCACUCAGGCGUCAGCCAUCACUUCCAGAGAGAGGAAUCUUGUUUCCCUCCACCUCUCCUCUCCGUACAUGAGCCUCUGGCCACACGAUGAGUCGCGCGGAACAGCAGCAGCAUCAGCACCACAAGCAGAAGCGCCGCGAGACGCACCGUCUGUGUCCGGGUGACGCGAGGAGGACGAGGUGAUCCGAGUAUUUGAUCGAAUAAGAGGGGGAGGAAGAGGAGGGAGGAGGACAGCGAGGAAGGAGGAGGAAAUCCCGCGAGAAAAGAAGAGACAGAUAGACAGACACAUAGGCGCACAGAGCAGAGGGAGAGCGAAACCGUCGCACGUGAGGUGCGCGAGAAGAGAGUAAUCAUUCAUUUGGCGAGCAGCAUUUCACCCACUGAGAAAGAGGAUCCCCAUUAAUAAGGUCAGAUGAAUCCUAUGACACAGUUGUACUACAAGAAGGCGACAUAUUCGCCGUACCGCGACCGCAUUCCACUUCAGAUUGUCCGGGCUGAGGUGGAACUGUCUGCGGAGGAGCGGGCAUACCUCACAGCAGUAGAGAAAGGUGACUAUGCGGGAGUCAAACAUGCUCUCCGCGAGGCCGAAGUCUACUACAACAUGGACGUGAACUGCCUGGACCCGCUGGGCCGCAGCGCGCUCCUCAUCGCCAUUGAGAACGAGAACCUGGAGAUCAUGGAGCUCCUGCUCGAUCACGGCAUCCACACGGGUGAUGCCCUGCUGUACGCCAUCAGAAAGGAGGUGGUGGGCGCCGUUGAGCUGUUGCUGUCACACAGGCGACCCAGUGGUGAGAAGCAGGUUCCCUCACUGAUGAUGGACAGUCAGUUCUCAGAGUUCACGCCCGACAUAACUCCUAUCAUGCUUGCUGCUCACACCAACAACUACGAGAUCAUCAAGCUGCUUGUCCAGCGGAAGGUCACCAUCCCCAGACCACACCAGAUACGAUGUGACUGUGUUGAGUGUGUAUCCAGUUCAGAGGUUGACAGCCUUCGACAUUCACGGUCACGUCUCAACAUCUAUAAGGCUCUGGCCUCGCCUUCUCUUAUCGCACUGUCCAGUGAAGAUCCCAUCCUCACUGCCUUUAGACUGGGCUGGGAGCUCAAAGAACUCAGCAAGGUGGAGAAUGAAUUUCGCCAGGAAUACGAGGAGCUGUCGCAGCAGUGCAAACGUUUCGCCAAAGACCUUCUGGAUCAGGCUAGAAGUUCUAGAGAGCUGGAGACCAUCCUGAACCACAGAGACAAUGACCAGAGUGAGGAACUGGACCCCAGACAGUGCCACGACCUGGCCAAACUCAAACUCGCCAUAAAAUACCACCAAAAAGAGUUUGUGGCUCAGCCGAAUUGUCAGCAGCUGCUGGCCACGCUGUGGUACGAUGGCUUUCCAGGCUGGAGGCGACGACACUGGGUGGUCAAGCUAGUCACCUGCUUCAUCAUUGGACUCCUGUUUCCGGUCUUCUCACUGAUCUACCUGCUAGCUCCAAAGAGCACUCUUGGCCGCUUCAUUAAGAAGCCCUUCAUCAAGUUCAUCUGUCACACAGCGUCCUACCUGACCUUCCUUUUCCUCCUGCUACUAGCAUCGCAGCACAUUGCCCGCACCAACUUGCACAUGCAGGGCCCACCGCCCACCAUUGUGGAGUGGAUGAUUCUUCCGUGGGUGCUGGGCUUCAUCUGGGCAGAGAUCAAGGAGAUGUGGGAUGGAGGAUUCACAGAGUACAUCCAUGACUGGUGGAAUCUGAUGGACUUUGCCAUGAACUCCCUCUACCUGGCCACCAUAUCUCUGAAGAUAGUGGCAUACGUGAAGUAUAACUCCUCUCGCCCAAGGGAGGAGUGGGAAAUGUGGCACCCGACACUGAUAGCUGAGGCUCUGUUCGCCAUCGCCAACAUCUUUAGCUCACUCAGACUCAUCUCCCUCUUCACUGCCAACUCCCAUCUUGGGCCACUGCAGAUCUCGCUGGGGAGGAUGCUGCUGGACAUCCUCAAGUUUCUCUUCAUUUACUGUCUGGUCCUAUUGGCAUUUGCUAAUGGUCUGAACCAGCUGUACUUCUACUAUGAGACAAAGGCAUCAGAGGAACCCAACAACUGCAAGGGCAUUCGCUGUGAGAGACAGAACAACGCCUUCUCAACGUUAUUUGAGACUCUCCAGUCUCUGUUCUGGUCGAUAUUUGGACUGUUAAACUUGUACGUCACCACCGUGAAGGCCCGACACGAGUUCACUGAGUUUGUGGGGGCGACCAUGUUCGGGACGUACAACGUCAUCUCGCUGGUGGUUCUGCUCAACAUGCUGAUAGCCAUGAUGAACAACUCCUACCAGCUCAUUGCCGACCAUGCCGACAUCGAGUGGAAGUUUGCCCGCACCAAGCUGUGGAUGAGCUACUUCGACGAGGGCGGGACACUACCACCUCCGUUCAACAUCAUUCCGAGCCCCAAGUCCAUCUGGUACCUGCUCAUGUGGCUCCACAACAAGCUGUGCAAGAGAGGCCAGCCACCUGGGGAGGACACACACAAAUGUGAAAACCUCAGAGAGUUCACAGAGCGCCAUGCUGAUAGUCUGAUCCAGAAUCAACAUUACCAGGAGGUAAUCCGGAACCUGGUGAAGAGGUACGUGGCAGCCAUGAUACGAAGUGCCAAGACGGAUGAGGGCCUGACAGAGGAGAACUUUAAGGAAUUGAAGCAGGAUAUCUCCAGUUUCCGCUAUGAGGUCCUCGAUCUUCUCGGCAACCGGCGUCCUCCCCGACGCCACUACUCCUCAUCCAGUGAGACGACAAGAGACGAUGGUGCCAUGGCCUCUGAGGACGACAGUGAAUCAGUUGAUGGCAGUGGAACCCAGAGAUCAAAGAGCGUCAGUUUCCUGACUCCUGCAGAGGACGACGCAAGACCAACGCCAACACUUGGUGUGUCUGCACUGGUGCGCUCCAUUUCUGGGAUGACCCAGUUAGAAAGAGAGCAAGAGGGGGAGGGGGAGGAGCUGGAGGAAGGUAUUGGGUGGGGGGAAGGGGAGGAGGAGGAGGAGGGGAAACCAAAGAGCAACGGGCUGAAGACAACUGUCAUCCCUCCAUCCUCCACCACCGUUAUCCCCUCACCAUCGUCAUCAUUCUCCUCAUCAUUUGUUCGCACAAGGAACUGCCUGCAGCGGCUCUCAGCUCCCAAGACAAAGGCGGACUCAUUCAAGCGCCUCUCUUACCUGUUCUCCCGCUCCAAACGCAAAGCCCCCCCCCUGCCUCUUCCUCUCCAAUCUCCACCCUCCUACACCAUCUCAGAUGGGUUGCUUCGCCCUCUGGGGAGCCAUAGCCGCUCUGACUUCGGACUCAGUGGUGUGACCAGAAGCGAGACUUACCUGAACGAGGUGGGCCGCUCAGUCGGCAUCCCUACCCCGUCGUUCUCUCCUCGGAGAACUAAUGGGCGGGACACACUCCUAACAUUGCCCCUCCCUCCUCCAUGUCCCUGCCAAUCUCUGCAUUGUGCUUCCAAUAUGUCAGAGUCUAGCUCACGCCUCCUGGACUCCAGCGAGGAUGUUUUCCAGGGUGGAGGUGUGGGAGGAAUGAGUGAGGGCGAAGCAGUCAGAGGAGGGGAAAGAGGAUUAGGAGGAGUGAUGAUGAUGGGUGGGUGGGUGGGACCCUGUGAAGAUGUCAUAGAGGACAGCUGCGAGGUUAUAGAGGACUCCGUCACCACACAGCUAUAGGAGAGAAGGACUAUCAAACUGUUUUUGUUCAUUUUGGGGUUUGUUUUUUUUGCAAAAUUGCUUAAAACAUGCUGAGGCGGAGAGAACAUUGGGGAUCCAACAGAAUCUUGCAAGAGUGGGUUCUGAAAGUUCAAUAGUUGUUGUGGUAACGUCAGUGAAGAUAAGGGAAUCCUGAGUGGCAGAUGUUCAUGAAGACAGUUUGACAUCUAGUUUUCUGGGAAUGUUCAGGGGCUAGCUAACCCACAACCGACCCAGCUUUAGUUUAAGACUUAUUUAGACUUAAUUUAUCUGAAAUUACACAAUGCAUAGAGAUUGGUAGCAAGAUAAUGGCUGGGUAACUAAAUGAAGAAAAUAUAAAUACAUAACAGAAACAAAGUCUAUAUCACUAUGCAACUAAAUUACAAUGCAUAAAUUGCAUGCAUAAAAACCAUGUCAUUUCUGAAAACAGCCUUAAUGAAAAUUUAUUCUUUGGAGGUAGUGAAUACUUACAAGAGGCAGCAUAAAGCUACACUAUAGCCUGUGCUGUAACCUGAUGUGCAGCCCCAGAAGUAUAACUACAUGUCACAGCAACGCAGACCGCAACGGCUGUGGCUGAUCUGAAAUGCUUUUCAUUGUUCAUUCACCUCAGCGGACAUCGAAAAAUAAUAAUGCUUCCUUGUUUUAGCUGCCUGGCAUUUCUACAGUGGUCUAAAGUGGUGCAACAACAAUGCCAAAACACCAGCACACAGGUUUAAAUUCUUUCACCAGUAUAUCCUUCCACAGCAUAGGCUUCACAGAGUAUAAAACACAACAUAAGCCAAGCUUUAGCACACUUAUAAUCUGCCAAAAUGUAAAAGGUUUCACUGUAGGCAAUUUUCAGACUAACCUGGUGAAAUACAGGAAAAGAAAAUGAUAUGUUACUGUAAUAAAAAAAAAAAAAACACACUUUGAACUUCAGAUUGUGGCUCCAGACCCGUUAAAUUACAGUAGAAACUGUAGUUAUUAUUGAGGAGACAGGUACCACUAGAAUCACCUCAGAAGUUUCAUAACAUUGUCUGCGGGGCAAUUAUUAUGAAUCUGCAGAUUGCUUUUUAUUAUUUAUUUUCUGCCACAUUCCAUCAUGUGCAUAGUCAGGUCCAGACAGAGUGAUGCCAAACUGUCUUUAUUAAAUGUCUGUCAUUCUCGAUGCAUGACAAGAAUGCCACCAGAGAGUUCAGUGUUUUUUUCUUUUCUCUGGAAGAGUCAAACACGCUCGAUUACUGGAAUUACUCUGACUAUUUUCUUUAAACAGACUUUGAAUUGGAACAACAAUGGAAUUAAACCCUGCUCUGAAUUCGAGUGGAACUGCAGCUUUUAAUGGGACAAAUUCAAAAUUUAAAUUGCAAGUGGAAUAUCCUUCCCUUUAAGCCCGGAGUGAUGGAUUUAAAGUCGACCAAAUGGAUGAAAUGGAGCCAACUCUUUGCUGUUGUCAGUGGCCUGCGUCCUCUCUCUUUGCAUCAAAAAGGGCCAAGGAACUUUAUUUUAUGCUAAGAACAGUUAUACUAGUAAUAAUAAUAAGAGACAUAUAAUGGUAGUAGUAAUAAUAAUAAUAAUAAUAAUGACUAUUCUGGUUACUAAAGACUCUCUUUGCUUCUCUUUGAGUUGCCUAUGAUAUCCUAGCUUCUCAUUCAGCUCUUCCUUAAUACGUGCCUGGUGAAUUACAUGUGUGGUGAUUUAUUGUGAGGUGGACAGAUAAUGAAUGGAUGGAAAGUUGAAUGGAUGGAUGGAUGGAUGGAAGUAGGGAGAGAGGGAGAUAGAGAGGAAGGAAUGCUGGGUGUUUUCUAGAAGAUGGAGAUAAAGGGAGGACAGAAAGACCAAAGGAAGUAACAAGGAAGAUUUAAAGUUAGUAAGCGAGGAAAAGUGAAGAGACGAUUGCUCUCUGUCUGACUGGGAAAUCUAUUACAAAGGGGAAUUUCACCAGAAUUUCAUAAUAAUUUUAUUUAAUUUUUUCUUGAAGUCAGUGACUUCAAAAGGUUGGCAUGAGCAGAGGCUGUUGAACUUUACUCUGGUUAAUAUAUGAUUGUCAGAGGUAAAGUAGAGAAAUUAUGCAUGUUUGAUCAAAUGUUGUUCUGAAGUAAAACAGAAAAAAAAGAAAAAAAAAGGAAAACACAGAUACCUGCAACGCACACAUGUAAACACACAGAUCAGCCUGUGUGAUGGGUAGCUCGUGGCCAAAUGUUUUGCCCUUUGUCAGUCCUCAGCAGGAUGACGUCGCCUCUCCCUCCAUAUUUCUUUAUUAAUUUUAUCUGUUUUUGUCCUAUUUUUUUAUUUAUUUUAAAUAAAAAAAUCAGUAGACGACAUAACCUCACUACCAGCUGUCUCAGCUGCCUCAUAAAACAACAUUCCAAAAUGUCACAGGGUAUCCAUGGAGACCUGAUUACCCACUCAGCAUCCUGUAAUGAUAAUGUCACGUCCAGAGCAGAAAAGCUGUAAUGAUGCUGGGUAUCCAGCACUUAUUAGCUGGCUGGCUGGCUGCGGGGACACAGUACUUCAUGGUGACACUUUUUUUUAGUAUUUAACAAUCAAUUCCGUGUUGUUUCACAUCCCGACAACAAUAGAGAUGGGCAAAUGUGUAAAUGUGGAUGUGCCAACAUGAUAUGAUUUCUGUUGAGCUUGCACGUGCCAGGGGCCCGUUUCAGAAAGCUGGUUUUGUUGAAAAUUCUGACUCUGUUAACCCUGAAAACUCUGGCUUCUCCGUUUCAGAAAGAAACCCAGAGAGAGCAGGCUAACUGAAGCCUGUUUCAAACAGAGAGGUUAUUUAAUUAGUUGGUUACCAUGGUAACCGAGUCUGUGAACCUAAUCUUGUCAUUAGCAGGUUUUCUUCAGGGAACCUCAAAUUUCUCUCUGGCUCCACCCCCUGACAGAGUUUUAGUUCUGCAAUUAAUUUAUAAAAGAAAAAACAUUCAUCCAACGUAGUUCAACAAUACAAUUAGGUGGCGCCAGUACAAAACAGUUACCAUGUACCUUUCAGUUAUGAAAGGUACAAUGACAAAUUGGCAGCAUAUGGGAGGGUGAACAGGAGUUAAAUACUGCAGGAGCUUGAUAAGAUGAUGAGAUGCAGGUGUGAGAGUAGGUCAGGUGAGGAGCAGUAGGGGAAUGGUUGGAGAAUUAGAUCAACUAUGUCCAGCCUGAACAGACAGGGGAGACAGACAAAAACAGACACAGAACAUGAAAGGCAGGAAAACACCAGCAAAAACACAUGGUAAAAGACAAACCUGGCACAUCCUAACAGGUACUAACAGGUGCAUCAUUCAGAAAAAUUCUUUUAGAUGGUAUAUAAUACACUCACGAUUGUACUUAAUGAAGUGGCUAGUAAGUGUAUGUACAGAUAUACAUACAGCUUAUCCAUACAUCCCAUGUUCUGUUGGCACAGACACUCAUAUUACUCUUUGAUCUUUUAAAGCUGCAUGAAACAAUAUUUUGUUGAUUAAGAGCAAUAAUACAUUUCUUAUAAAAGUCAUUUCUCAUGAAAUAUUCUGGGACUACUUAUUUUAGCUUGACCUUUCAGCCUCUUUUAGCUCUUGUUUUCGAUUCAUUUCAGUGUAUCAAACCCUAGCGUUGUUGGUCUUCCUGGCUUAGGAAUGUACUGAGUGACUUUUCAGCCAAAGUACUUGUGACAUUUGUAUUUUAAAAGAUCACAGAGAAGAAAAACUAAAAAAUCCCAAUAGGUUUUUGUGUUAUGUUGUGUAACGAGUUAGGACCCAAAUGCAGGGCACAAGGCAGGCAUGUAAACUUACAAAAUCUGAAAUGGAAGUGCUGCAUGGUAGGCAGGUAAAAUACAAAACAAAUACAAAAACAUCCAAGUAAAAAGAGAAACAAAGAACAAAUUGAAUGGCAGGACUACACAGAUCAGGUGUAACAUUAUGACCACCUGCUGAAUAUUGUGUAGGUCUCCCUCAUGCCUUCAAAACAGUUCUGACGCAUCCUCCUGUGGUGUCUGGCAACAGCAUGUUAUUAGUGGGGGCUUU